GCGAAAACAUACACACUCACUCACAGGAAGUGAUCGAGUCAGGAAGGAACCGUCGAAUCCGACCAGAGAGGGAGCAGAGAAUGGCUUUGUGCGGCGACAUUGCGUUGAGCUUGAAGGAGGGGCGCGGCGUCGGGGAGAGCGAGGGGGAGGGAUCCGGGUUCGGGCUCGUGAGGUGCACGCGGGGCCUCGGGAGGAAGAGGGUCGGCAUCUCGGAGGGUCCCGAGGCGGCGGCUCCCUGGCGGGCCGGCGACGCCGGCUUCGGAGCUCCGCUGAAGAGGCAGUGCAGCGGGAGGUUGUUGCUGUUGCUCGACCGCUCCGAGAAGUCCGGUCUCGAAGCCUUGCCUCAGGACGUUCUGAUUAGGAUACUCUGUCACGUCGAGCACGGCGACUUGAAACAGCUAGUUCGCGUGUCCAAGACGAUCAAAGAAGCUACUGUCGUGGCGAAGCAGUGGCAUUUUGCAUACACAACGCCGACGAAGAUACGCGCGUUCAGGAACUCCUUUGAUUUGCAGAACCCGAGUGACUGCGAUGAGAUUGAAGCCCCGAACGCCCCGUUGAGGGCUUUCAGGUCGCGGAUUAGCAGGAAGAAGCUCGCGGAUGUCACGGCGGUGCUGUUCGCCUCGCCCGAUGAAGGGCAGUGGACCAGAAGAGGAAGUUUGUUCAUGGAAACUGAGACAUGAUUGAACCAAUCAGUCCCAGUGCUCCGGACCCGGGUUCUGUAGAGUGUAGAUAUAUUUCUUGUUGUAGAUUGUGGUUGACACGGAUUAGGCAGCGGCGGGAAGAGAGAGGGACGACGAAUAGGGGUAUGAUGUACAUGUAGAAAGAAUCAUUGAGCCACGGUUUCUUCAAUUGUUUCAUUGAAGAUGGAUUGGAUUUGGCUUCACAAGUUUAUUUUUUGUGUACACAUUGUAAAAGAGAGAUUUUUUAGGCGAUUUCGAGAGUUGUUUGAUGAAGGGGCUAUCCUGUUGUGGCCCUUCUUCCCAUGCUGAUAAAACCAUGAGAGAGGAGUGUUACAGUUAACCCUGCAUACUCUCCUAGUUCUGUGUAAUAAAACUAAGAAAUAUACUGUUCUGUUCUGUU
This is a messenger RNA of Rhodamnia argentea, 1080 nucleotides long. RefSeq names its product F-box protein SKIP27. Gene Ontology annotation, molecular function: protein binding. The coding region runs from base 81 to 680 and encodes 199 amino acids. The record is from RefSeq and is a predicted model, not a curated record. Lineage: Eukaryota; Viridiplantae; Streptophyta; Magnoliopsida; Myrtales; Myrtaceae. The transcript has 4 exons.